AUGUAUCGGAAACUGUUUGUGUCGUUGCUUCCGCAUCUGCUCGUUUGCAACACCUUGGCUAAACCUGUCAUUUACGAGACUGUCGAGGGCGAUGUCGCCGCCGUUGGCUCAUUCAUUCGUGAGAUACGCCAACCGGCGCCGCUGAAAGUCGCUGCGGAAGUAGAGGACCUAAUGAGCGCUGGUAACGCACCGAAGUCACGAGAUGCUAAAAAACGCAUGAAAAACGCAUCUGGCAAAUCAGACGAGGGCGGUUACUACAGAACCUUCGGCAGCGAUGCGGACGGUGAGAAGGGUUACUUGAAGGAAACCUAUGGUAAAGGUGAUCAAGGCUACAAGACUCUCGACACCUUCCACAAACAGAACGGUGACAAGUAUGAGUUUGAGACGCAAACCACCUAUGGCAAAGUCAACGCCGACAAUAACAGCAAGAAGAAUCAUGAAGAGAAAAAGAAUGACGAUCACGAGGGCGCAGGUACUAUGGUCGAUACAGACUACGCCGGCGACGAAGGCGAUCACGGUGAAGGAGGCGAAUACUCGCACCAUACCGGAGGCGAUGACGGAGGUCAUUACAGUAGCCACUACACGGUGAAAGAACCAGAAUCAAGUUAUAGCCGCGGUGAAAAUUAUUCUUCUGGUGACGGUGACGAGGGAUCUUAUGAAACUCACAGUUCUUACAGCUCCGACGGAGACGGAGAAGAGGAGGGAGAUCAUUAUUAACU
Molecule: messenger RNA, 719 nt
Organism: Linepithema humile (Argentine ant)
Lineage: Eukaryota; Metazoa; Arthropoda; Insecta; Hymenoptera; Formicidae
Source: RefSeq, a predicted model, not a curated record